This is a messenger RNA of Calypte anna (Anna's hummingbird), 1764 nucleotides long. RefSeq names its product elongin A (gene ELOA). The coding region runs from base 1 to 1764 and encodes 587 amino acids. Gene Ontology annotation, biological process: transcription elongation by RNA polymerase II. Gene Ontology annotation, molecular function: protein binding. Gene Ontology annotation, cellular component: nucleus; elongin complex. Lineage: Eukaryota; Metazoa; Chordata; Aves; Apodiformes; Trochilidae. The record is from RefSeq and is a predicted model, not a curated record. The transcript has 11 exons.
AUGGCGGAGGGGCGGAGCGCUGCGCAGAGGGUGCUGGAGCUGAAGGAGCAGCUGGGCAGUGCGAAGGACUCCGCCCAGAUUAUAAAAGCACUUAAGGUACUACAGGAUUUGGAUGUAUCGCUGGAUAUUUUAGUGGAAACUGGCAUAGGCAAAGCAGUCAACAGUUUUAGGAAACAUUCCGCUGCUGGGAAUGUAGCUAAAACCCUGGUAAAACAAUGGAAGAAACUUAUCACUCCAGAAAAUAAAAGUGGUCACAGAGGAAGAACACAAAAUACUGAAACAGAUGAGAAAAAGUCUUCUAUUUCCAAGGAGAUUAAACCUUCAGAGAUGUCCAAAGCAUCUGUACUGGUUUCCAGAAGUUCCACUAUCUCUCCCAUUUCUAAAAAGUUGGAUAAGCAGCAUACUUGUAUUGAAAAGACCCACCACAGUAGAGAUUCUGAGUAUCAAAAAGAAUGUCAUAAUAAAGAAUGUAGCAGCAGUGGUUCUAAGCAUGCUUCCCAGGGCACUAAUCCUCAAGCUAAAGAAAGUGACUUCAAAGAGAGUACCUCCAGAGACAGCAAAAAAGUGUCAGAAAAGCAGUAUGCCUCUGUAGCCAAUAAGGACUUGCCACUCCUGAAGGAAAAGCCUAGCAAGGAUAUUUCCAAACAGAGAAAUCAUAAGCAGGUGAAGAAACCAAAACAAAAACUUGUCAUAAAAAGAAAAGCUGAAUUAUCUAGUGAUGAGGAAUUUGAGCCCCCUACUAUGUCUUUCGAAUCUUACCUUAAUUAUGAUCAGAUUAACAAAAAAAGAAAGAGGAAGGCUUGUUCCAGAGGGCAACAGCCAAAGAAGUGCAGUAAACAGAAGAGUUCAUUGCCACUGGAAGAAGAAGAUGUAAAAAAAUGUAAGAGUGAUCAGUCAGAAGCUCCCAAUAAAAAGGCCAAGGUAGCAUCCCUCCAAGAUCUUCUUAAUACUCCACUGCCUAGAUUUCUGACAGGCAUCUCAAUCUCAUCUCCUCCAUAUGCUGCAGAAUUUAAAGCUACUGCUGUAGAAGCACCCCAGCAAGUCAGUGAGGUGGUGCAAUUCACAGGCCGGAGGCUGAACUCUAAAAUGCAAGUUUACUCUGGCUCUAAGCCAGCCUGUCUUUCAAAGAUGCUUACACUGUAUGAACAGUGCAUCCGUGUGCUUCAAAAUAAUAUUGAUUUGCUACAUGAAGUAGGAGGUGUGCCCUUUGAAAUUCUUGAGCCUGUCCUAACACGUUGCACACCAGAGCAAUUGUUUCGGAUAGAGGAAUGUAACCCGAUGUUUACAGAAGAGUCUACCCACUUGUGGAAGAAACACUGCCAGAGAGAUUUUAAAAAUGAGAGCCUCCUGGAGUAUGAGUCUUGGCGUGAAAUGUACUUGAGACUAUCUAAUCAAAGAGAAGAAAAACUGAAGAUACUUACAAAAAAUAUUAUUUCAGCUCAGUCUGAGAAGCCAAAAGGCAGGCAAGUAAAAAUGGCUUAUGUUACCACUGCUGCAAAACCACCCAGGAACAUUCGCCGACAGCAAGAAAUCCAUGGGACAGCAGGACCUGUCACCCAACUUCAUCCCCUAGAGAAGUACAAAACGGGGGUUCCAGGAAGUAGAGGCAGAAGUAAUACAUUAGGAAAUCUGAUUCCUGACAGCAGCAGUGGAAGCUCUAGCUCCAGCAUAAUGAGUCAAGAUGGGAAGAAGCCUAUCAAAAAAAUUGCACCAAUCAUGAGGAAAACUUUGAAGGCGUUGAAGAGCAGAGCUGGACGAUGUUAA